This is a messenger RNA of Iphiclides podalirius (scarce swallowtail), 996 nucleotides long. The record is from the annotation of a GenBank genome assembly. Lineage: Eukaryota; Metazoa; Arthropoda; Insecta; Lepidoptera; Papilionidae.
AUGCCGAGGGCUCGCUGGUGCGACAAGUUGCCACUGGCCACCGAUCGCACCACCGACCCACCAGGGGUCCAGUUCGAGAACGCGCUCCUGCAAGCCACGCCCGUGGACAAGGGCAAGUGCCCUUACGUGAGGCAGAACCACGACGUCGGAUUCCAACUGUACACCAGGCACAACCCUACGGUCUUCCAGGAGUUGAUGGUGAACGACGAUGAGAGGCUGUUCGCCUCCAACAUCGAUUUUAACAACCCCACGGUUUUGUACUUCCACGCGUUCAUGGAACAGGCCGCGGACGGCUCCGGGCUCAUGGUCAGAGAAGCCUACGUGCAGCGGGGCGACACCAAUGUGAUCAUGGUCGAGGCACCGCGGCUCGAGGCGGGGCCGUGGUACUUCACGGCGGCGGAAAACACCUGGUACAUCGGGCGUUUCGCGGCGCAGUUCGUGGACUACUUGGUGUCCAGGGGUCUAAAGCUGUCCAACACUCACUUUGUGGGGCAUAGUCUCGGCGCGCAUGCCGCAGGGGUCGCCGGCGCCGCCCUGACCUCCGGCCGCGUGGCCAGGAUAACUGGCCUUGACCCGGCGCUGCCGCUCUUCGACAAAGUGCCACCGGAGCAGAGGCUGGACCCGUCGGACGCGGAAUUCGUGGACGUGAUACACACGGACGCCGGGAUAUUCGGUUUCCCCCACUCUAUUGGCCACGCGGACUUCUACCCGAACGGUGGAAAGAGUCCGCAGCCAGGGUGCAACCUGGAGGUGGUGCUGUCCAAGCAGCUGCUGCUGAACAAGUUCUUUUGCAGCCACUGGCGGUCGUACAUGUUCUUCGCGGAGUCCGUGACGAGGCCGGACUCCUUCGUGGCGACAUCGUGCCCCACGUGGCACCAGUACCGGAGGGGGGGGUGUGCGGGUUCACACCGCGUGCACAUGGGCUUCGGGCUGGACCGAAGCGCCCGCGGGAACUUCUAUCUGAUGACCCACCGGGACUCGCCGUUUUCGAUAGAG